Messenger RNA from Anolis carolinensis (green anole), 2937 nucleotides. RefSeq lists its product as uncharacterized. The transcript has 4 exons. Lineage: Eukaryota; Metazoa; Chordata; Lepidosauria; Squamata; Anolidae. Bases 539 to 1414 code for a protein of 291 amino acids. The record is from RefSeq and is a predicted model, not a curated record.
GGACAAAGUACUUAGCCGGCACCAUCUCCAGAAGUCGUAUCCAGAAGAAGGGGUCGGAGGCAUCUGGCAGUCUCCAGAGCGCAGCUUCAAGGGGAGGCUCUGAGGUCUGCCCAGUGACUUGCGAAGGGACCGCCUCUCCCAGUGGGAGGUGUCACUGGUGGGUCCCCAAGAGAAGCCAGAGAGGCUCCUGCUUGCGUCUGGAGAAGGACACUGUUCCUGCCUGUUGGGGUCCUUUUACUUCUCCUGCUUCGGCUCUUGUUCAAGACUUUUCAGGUGUCAGAUGAGAAGGAGGCUGGAGAUUUUGCUAAAGUACAGAGUGGCAGGUUGAAGGGAGGAUUGGUUGUUACAAAGCCUUAGCUGUUCUAUUAAGGUUGCAGUGAAUUUGGAGUUUUGCAUCAGGCAGUGGGUCGCUUAUCCAGCUUCCACUCUUUGCUUUCACAGAAAUUGUCAGUUUCCCUGAAGAAAGGCGACAAGACAGGAUCCUCUACCUGCAAGUCUCUUUUGGAGUUCAAAAGCCAAGAGGACCAUUUUACUGGAGAUGAGCUUCCAUUUCGUCGUGAUGGUCCUUCUUUCUCUGCACACUGCUGAACUGGUGGAGACCUCACAGCGCCCACAAAAAUUGGUCCAGAUGCUGGUAUCUGCAGGGAAAUCUGUAACCAUUGAAUGUGUCUCUUCAGUAAGAGAAAAUAUUCAGUCCUUCCUGACCUGGUAUAAGGAAAAGCAAGACCAAAGCUUGAGGAAAAUUGACCACCAUAGUCAAUACUCAAAACCAGGAUUAUCCCCAGUGGAUGCCAUGGAUCUGAACAUCUUUCAUGCACAAAGGAAUGACUCUGGUGUUUAUUACUGUGCUCAGAUUAUCAAUGGGAUUUUCAGUAUUGUGAGUGGGACCAGACUGAUCGUUUCAGAUGCUUCAAGUCCAAGUCCUUUCAUCUUCAUGCCUUCCUUCAUGGAAGAGUCUCAGUUCAAUCAUAGCAUCCCCCUCCUCUGUCUCUUCUUCAACACACUUCCUUCUCAGCAUGCGAUCUCUUGGGAAAUUGGUGGAGAAAUGUCUCAUGAAGACUAUAAAAAUGUGAGUGUGAUAGACAGAGAAGGAGUCGUCAGCAUCUGGAGUCUGAAGCUGAUUCCUCCAGAGAAAUGGAUCCCAGGGAUGACCUAUGCUUGCUCAGACCAAGGGAACAGAAACAUCAGCGCUGUAAUCCCAAUGAAUCUCACAUCCAGAGUAAACUGCACUGCAAUAUUAUAUAUCGGGAUCCCUUGCAUUGUCGCUCUCCUGGCAGUUCUACUCAUGAUUGCCCGCUUCUGGAAGCAUGUCUUUGGAGGUAAUGCCGUUUCUAAAUAUAAUAUUAAUUCAAUCAUAUCCACUCCAAUAUGGAUGUUGUUGUGGACCAGGACAAAUGCAAGAUGCUCCACUUAAGCAGAAAAAAAAUGAAAUGCAAAGAUAUGAAUGGGGGAUGCCUGGCUCAAAAGCAGUACAUGCGAAAAGGAUCUUGAAGUCCUCGUGGGGAGGAAGGUGAAUAUGAGCCAACAAUGUGAUGUGGUGGCUAAAAAAGCCAAUGGGAUUCGGCCUGCAUAAAUAAGAGUCUAGUGUCAUGCUCCCCCUCUAUUCUGUCUUGGUCAGACCGCAACUGAAAUCACACUGUCCAAUUCUGGGCACCGGAUUGAAGGGAGAUGUGAACUCUAAGCUGGAAGGUGUCCAGAAAAGGGUGACUCAAAUGAUCAAGGGUCUGGAGAACAAGCCCUAUGAGGCGCGGCUUAAAGAACUGGGCAUGUUUAAUCUGGCUGAGGGUGAUGAAGGUGUAUUGGGAAAAUAUAAUACUUGUAUUGGAAAAUAUAUAUUGAAUGUAAUCAUGUUAAGAAAUAGAAAUAGGAAAAUAUGUAAUCACCAGCAGAUUGUGUGCUAGCCUUAAAAAUACACUCUGCUCAGCAAAAGCAAGACCUAAGUUCACUCUGAGUGCCAGGGACAUAUGUUAAGUGUCAACAAGAAUAGAUAAGCUAAUGGACAAGAGACAAAUUAAGGCUUUUUGGGAUGUCAAGAUAAGACCGGGCGCCAUGAGGGGAGUGCUAAUAGGUCUCUGACAUCUAAGAUAAGGGGGAACUCCUUAAUUAAUGAGAACCCCUAAUGGAUGAGAUGAGAAUUCCAGAGAUAAGGCUAAUGGAGGGUCAGGGGUCUUGAAAGUAGUCUAUAUUUUAGGAAAAUGCAAAGAUAGCUUUUUAGUAAGUGCACAGUAAGACUUUUUUGACACUAAUUGGUGAUGGAUAAUGCCUGCAUGACGUAGUAGAUGGAGGAAAAAGGAUAUAUAAGAACCUAUGAUCCUUUGUUCCAGUACCUUCACUUUCCUGACCACAGGAGAAGGUCUUUGCUUAUUCUCUCUGGCCAUUGAGAAUAAACGUCAUUUUUUCUACAGCCACCGGAACUCUCUUUGUCUCAUUUCCUCAAACCUUUGUCUGCCAUUUCAAGGGGAAGGCUGAGAGGAGACAUGAUGGGACACAUGGAUCAGGAUGUGAGGGGAAGGAAGUCAUAGGGAGGAGGGAACAAGCUUGUUUUCUGCUGCCCUGCAGACUAGGAUGCGGAAUGAUGGCUUCAAACUAGAGGAAAGAAAGGGGAUUCCACCUGAACAUCAGGAAGAACUUCCUCACUGUGAGAGAGAGCUGUUCAGCAGUGGAACUCUCUGCCCCGGAGUGUGGUGGAGGCUCCUUCUUUGGAGGCUUAGAGGCUGCAUGGCCAUCUGUUGGGUGUGCUUUGAAUGCGAUUUUUCUGCUUCUUGAAAGCGGGUUGGACUGGAUGGCCCACGAGAUCUCUUCCAGCUCUAUGAUUCUAAGAGUCUAUGAAAAUAACUUUGGCUCCUGUUCAUCUAGUCCAGGGGUCCCCAAACUAAGGCCCGGGGGCCAAAUGCGGCCCUCCAAGGUCAUUUACCUGGCCCCACCCUCAGUUUUAUA